AGCACACGCAAGGUGGCUCUCGGCGCAGGCGGCCACGCCGAGCUGUCGCCUAGCUGCCACCGCGCGCGCACUCCCAGAUGGCGGCGCCGCAGAGUGUGGCGCCGCCGCCUCACGGCGGUGGCCCUUCGCCGCAGCUCUUCGGCCUCCCUGCGCGGCCGCCGGCCCCGGGCACGCCCAGCAGCGAGGCCUCGGGCCCCGCGCCUGCGGCCCACCGCGCCGCGCGGGGCGGCGGGCCGCCGGAGGCCCCGGCUCCGCCGCUGGCGCUGGUGACCCAGGUGAACACCGACACGCCGACGGUGAGCAGCGGGGAGCAGACGGCGGGCAGCAGCUCCUCCCGCCGAGCCGCCGCUGCGCGCGACAGCGACAGCGACGAGGGCGCGCAGGAGGGCACCCGCCGCCUGCUCGGCGCCCGGCUUUCGCUGCUCGCCCUGGCGCUGCUGGCGCUCGGUGGGCCCGCGGCGGACUACCUGGCCACGGCACGCCCGUGCUGGGGCGAUGGCCUGCGUGGCGGCCGCGACUAUUGGGCCAUCUCCUGGCCGUACUUCGCACUGGCCGCGCCCGCGUCCUUGGCCUUCGCGGCCUGGUGCGUCACCGUGCGCCGGCGCGCCCGCCCCGUGCCGCUGCACGCGUGGACUCAGCGCUUCGGGGCGUGCUCCACUGCUGCCGCGGUGGCCUGGCUCGCCCAGCCUGUCCUGUACCCAGGGUGCCACGGCGCGGCGGGCGCGGUGUGGCGCGCAGCGUGCACCGCGCUGACCUACGGGGCCUACCUCGCGACUAUGGUUCUCCCGUUCCACAUCAUCAUACUGAGGCUCCGCACGCUGCGGCGCCUCUGGACGGCGCGGAUGGCUCGGGCCAUGCUCCGCUUCGUCCUGGUGUGCUUGCUCAGCGCGGGUUUGGCCUGGUCCACACUCUUUGCCCUCGGCUGGCCAGGCCCAGACACCGGGCUCGUGCCUGCUGUGCUGCAUCAGGCUGCUCUUGUGGGGCUGCUGGUGGCCAUUUUCGGCGCGAUAACGAUUGCGUGCUGCGGGACCGUGGGCCUUCUGAUCACCGCCGCGCGCGCCGCUGACUCUGGAUACACAGAUCUGGAGGGGGAAGUGCGCUGGGUUCGCUUCACGGCCGCAUUGAUCGUGGCGGCCACACUGCUGCUGUGCGCGGAGGGCGUCCUCAACGUCUUAUCCACCAGCAACGCCUCCGAUGAUGGAUUGUGGUACGCCUGCGCCUGGGCUCACGCCAUCAACCACGCCUUCAAUUGUCUGCAGGUGGCCUGUCUCUCCGGCCUUUCUGGGCCGCGAUCGUUCCGGCGGUUGGCGGUGGACUCUUUCGAGAGGGUGAACCCUUAUAGCUCGGGCGAGCUGCAGCAGCGCUACCAGGAAUUUCUCAUUUACCUGGACGACGCCCAGAUCAAGUGGGUUCGAUGCCGUUAUCUCCGGCGACUGGCCGAAGCAGGCUCCACGAUGGUGCGUUGCCAGGAGGUGCCCGUUGCCGAGGCAGUCAUCGGCAGCGAGGGCUUGCCCCGUUCCAGGGACGAGCCCAAGCAUCGGUACGCGGUAUCGCACCCCUGGUUUUCAAAACACCAUCCCGACCCCGACGGGUUGAAGCUGCAGGACUUAGUUGAGCAGUUGGACCUGCUGAGCGCGUCCGACGAUGAUGCCGUAUUCAUAGAUUAUAUGGGGUUGCCGCAACACGACAUGCAGAACCAGGACUUGCAGCGCCUGGAGCUCGCUGGGGCGUGCCCGGAGCCUGGCAAGCACCCGGCUGUCCGCAGCGAGACCGAUGAGUUGCUAUUCAAGAAGGCGCUGGAUUCGAUGCAGGCGCUCUACAGUGUUGGGGGCGUUCCUGUGAUAAUAUUGCCUUUGGGAGUCAACAGGUCAGAGUCAAUAUGCUCAUCCCUACGUUCAUCCCUAUCACUGUCCUCCCGUGCUCAAACGCGCGCGCUCAGCAUGAGCAACGAGUACCUUUCACGAGGCUGGUGUUUCUUUGAGUUCUCCCUCGCCCUGGCGUACGGGAACAUCGCAAACUCGGUGACCAGCCCCAUUGUCAAGGGUCCGGGGAACCUGGUUUACACUGGCAAGAGGCUGAACGCAGACUCAGUGGAGGGGUUUCGCCAGGCAUUCAAGCGCACGCGUUUCACAUGUGAGGGUGACGAGACCUUAGUCCUCAGGCUGUUCGAGCAUACCCUGAAGCACAAGAAGACGUGGAUGUCGCAGGCGGCCCUGUCAAAGUGGGUAAUGUCUGUGCGGCUGGCAACGACCAGGCUGUGGCACAGGAAGCUUUGAUGAUUGGCGAUCCUGACUACUGUGCCUGCCUGUGCAUGCUGUUACGCUUGGUGAGCCUCGCAGAGGAUUUCUUGGCCGCCUCCGCUCCAGAAUGGGCUCGCUCACGCAGCACGUCUCAAAUAUAGCGCUCUUGUAUACGAAGACGCUUACCGCCGCCCCCUGCCUGUUGGAAUCGGCUAUGUGGGCGAUUGGAUCCUGUCGUCACGAGCCGACAAGAGCAACAUGGAUGCAGACAUGGUUAUUGCAGCCGUGUGGAAUCGUUAGCCUCUGCAGGUCCACUGCGACGGAGGAUAUGUUGGAACAGUCGGCUCUGCAUCCUUUGUGGUCCAUGUGGUGGAGCCGCGCACCGGAAAUAUAACAAGGGCUGGAUACAGAGGUCGUUUCAUGUUGUUUGCCGGAAGUUCUUUUGAGUUGACCGCGAUUGGCAAUGCAAGUUAUUCAGUUUGUAUGGGAAGCGAAGCGAAAAGCAGAGAGUUGACCUUUGAAGCGUCCAGUUAUCUCUCAGAGUAUGUGAUUGUUUCACCAUUGUGCUUGUGCAUCGCGACUCGGUCAGGGCAGCCAGAGCGGAAACAAAUCGUCCACGUGGCCGUGGCCGGAGCUUUGCCAAGCUAUCAGACCAUGUUUUCCCCCAGCCGUUGUGGAAGCUCUUCGGGAAACACGCAGGGGGGCGUGGAGGCAUGAGAGUGGACUUGAGCCCGUCGACAGUGUGCGGCAGUUCUGUCCCUCAGUUUUUUUUGGCGCGGCUCGGCUUUACACUUAUUGUCUUCUGGCGUGCUGUGCUGUGCGCAACUCGCUGAGCUCUGCUGCGAAAGUGUGAAAUUUCAAGUUGCCCUCGUAUGCGCAUCAGCUAGAGGCUGGACGCGUAUGUGUUUAUUUAAUGCAGCUUGAUGUGUUAUCUCGGAUUUGACAUGUUGUUCAUCCUCGCAUGUGUUCACUUCAAUUCGCGCAAGGUGCAUCAAGGUGCCUGCACUCGUGCUGCAAACUUGCAGCGGUGUACGCGUCGCAGACGCUAAUGCUCAUUGUAUCCAUAGUUUGUUGGACCGCUGCUUGCCACAGUUAUCUGACCCGCUGCUGCUCCUAACGUUUCACGUGUGCCCACGAGGUAGAACAAAAUCGACUCAUAUAAAUCUAUAGAUGUCUACCUGCACACGUUCAUACGUACACGUGCGCUCGCUUCUUCCAGCCAUCUCGGUCCCGCCGGCAGACGGUUGCGCGCCAUCAGGCUGUCCGCGC
Molecule: messenger RNA, 3509 nt
Organism: Prorocentrum cordatum
Lineage: Eukaryota; Dinophyceae; Prorocentrales; Prorocentraceae
Source: the annotation of a GenBank genome assembly